Vicugna pacos (alpaca) is the source of this 2294-nucleotide messenger RNA. NCBI's taxonomy places the organism in Eukaryota, Metazoa, Chordata, Mammalia, Artiodactyla, Camelidae. The record is from RefSeq and is a predicted model, not a curated record.
CCCUGGGGGCCAGAGGUGAGGGGGACAAGACAGGGGACCAACCACAUGACAGUAGUUUUGAGUGGGAUAGAGGCUCGGGGAGACUUGAGGUGGGGAGGUGAGGAGCUGGGAGGGCCUCAGAUCACUCUGAAUCAACCUUAACCCUGUCUGUAGCCAGAACCCAGCCCCAGUGCUCAGUAUGACCUGUCCGGGGCCCGGGCUGCCCUCCUCCUGGCUGUGAUCCAGGGCCGGCCUGGAGCCCAGCAUGAUGUGGAGGCACUGAGGGGCCUGUGCCAAGCCCUGGGCUUCGAGACCACCCUGAAGAUGGACCCUCUAGCCCAGGCUUUCCAGGAGGAGAUGGCCAAGUUCCGGGAGCAGCUGGACGCUCGCAAGGUCCCUGUGAGCUGUGCGCUUGUGGCCCUGAUGGCCCAUGGUGGGCCUCAGGGACAGCUACUGGGGGCUGAUGGGCAAGAGGUGCAGCCAGAGGUGCUGGUGCAGGAGCUGAGCCGCUGUGGGGCCCUGGUUGGCUGCCCCAAGAUCUUUCUGCUUCAGGCUUGCCGUGGAGGGCACAGGGAUGCAGGCAUGGGGCCCACUGCUCUCCCUUGGUUCUGGCGCUGGCUGCGGGCUCCACCAGCCACCCCUUCACAAGCCGAUAUCCUCCAGAUCUAUGCUGAUGUGCAAGGCAGCUUCCCCAGGGGCCCCAUUCCAGGGAGCUCUGACCAAGCAGACAUCCUGAUGGUCUACGCAGCAGCUGAAGGCUGUGUAGCCUAUCGGGAUGAAAAGGGCUCAGACUUUAUCCAGACACUGGUGGAGGUCCUCAGAGCUGACCCCAGGGGAGACCUCCUGGAGCUGAUGACUGAGGUCAAUCGGCAGGUGUGUGAGCUGGAGGUGCUGGGUCCCGACUCUGACGAGCGCCGCAAGGCCUGUCUGGAGAUCCGCAGCUCCCUGAGGCGCCGGCUCUGUCUGCAGUCCUGACUGCGCCUGCCGCCACCCAGGAAGUGCUGACAGUGAGUGGCCACAGACCAACGCCACUACUGACCCCAUCCACUCCUUGGUUUCCUCAUCUAAAAAUGGGCGCGAUAGCACAGGUGACUCAGCUGGUAUGAAAUAAACAUGAUGAUCGCUGUAUACGUGAAUAGUGCCUGUUCUCUGGGAGGUGCGACAGUAAGUGAGAUAAUGUAUGCAAAGUGCCUGGCACUUCGGAGGCUGGGCCCACCGGGUGUGGACUGGGGAGGAAGCGAGGAGGAGCGCGGGCAGCAUCCGCGCCUCAGAAACCCAUCAUGGGCUGCUAGGCUGAGCUGGAUGUCCUGGGAAGGGGCAGCCUGGGGUCCAUAUUGUCCUUCCCGCACACGCACCCCACCUGCACCCCACGCUGGGGCCACGCGACACUCUGGCCUCUGCCUACAUGGUAGUCAGAAUCCAGUCUGGGGCCACAAGACUGGAACAGAUUAUGCAAGAUUUAGCAGUGCUGUGAUGGGGCAGCAAAGGGGCUAGGGGAGCAGUGGGGAGCACCUGAUCCAGCGCGGCCCUGGAGCAGGUCGGGGAAGAUAUCUGGAGCUUCUCGGGACAGGAGUGGCUUGGGUAGCCUCACCCAGGCUCGAACUCCCAGAAACAGACCACUUACGCAUCCUUCACUAGCAGCGGGCGCUCUGUCCAGCUCGGCAGCCCAGCGCGGAGUCCAGCCCACACAGAACUCGAGGGGCAGGGCGCCUGGUUACCAGGAGCAUGCGCAUUAGGGCAUGUCUAGCGGGUGCCAGAGUAUGCUUUAUGAGAAAAGCCAUAACGCUGUUUGCCGCAGGGCCGCGUGGCCUAAUGGAUAAGGCGUCUGAUUCCGGAUCAGAAGAUUGAGGGUUCGAGUCCCUUCGUGGUCGUUGCAAAGCAACCUUUUUUCUCCCUCUGCAUAAAAUUUUCCCUUUCUCCAGAAAUGCUCACUACAAGGGCCUAGGACACUCGGGCAGGGUCAGUCACUUGCCCUCCAGUCCCAUGGACGCAUCCCUGCAGCUGCAGCGGAGGAGCUCGGGACCCCGGGGUGACCCCAAGGGCAAUGUGAGCACCUGGUUAGACCCCGAGGGACUGAGGACACUGAAGCCACUGGCCGUGAGCCCUGGAAGCCCAAGGGCACUGGCUGCAUGCAUAUAGUUCAGAUGACAAAAUCUGUACAGAUGAGGGGUUGGUCUUCUGCGGGCGUGGGUCUCCCGCAAGGGGUCAGUGGUCAGAUUCGUUAAAAAAUAUAAUAGAUUAUCAUGAUGGAAAAGUUUUGGGAAUAAACAAGGUUGCACAAUAUUGCAAAUGUAACUGAUGCCACUAACUUGUAC